This is a messenger RNA of Arabidopsis lyrata subsp. lyrata, 920 nucleotides long. RefSeq names its product psbP domain-containing protein 3, chloroplastic. Gene Ontology annotation, cellular component: extrinsic component of membrane; photosystem II; photosystem II oxygen evolving complex. Lineage: Eukaryota; Viridiplantae; Streptophyta; Magnoliopsida; Brassicales; Brassicaceae. Gene Ontology annotation, biological process: photosynthesis. Bases 63 to 809 code for a protein of 248 amino acids. The record is from RefSeq and is a predicted model, not a curated record. Gene Ontology annotation, molecular function: calcium ion binding. The transcript has 10 exons.
UUGAAACAGGAAAAGGGAGAGAGAUUUUGUGAAAACAGAGAAGCGGACAUAUCUUGAAACACAUGGCAGCGAUUUCUCCAUGGCUUUCUUCUCCUCAGAGCGUUUCGUCUCGUUAUAUUAAGAGCUUUACAGAUUCCAGAAGAUGUUCAUCAAUUCCUGUAGCAAUCUCAGCUCUAGACAGCUCCAACGAGGAACAACAUCGAAUUUCGUCUAGAGAUCAUGUGGGGAUUAAAAGAAGAGAAGCCAUGUUACAGAUAGCUUCCUCUGUUUUCUUCCUUCCAUUGGCCGUUUCACCUGCAUUUGCAGAGACAAAUGCAUCAGAAGCUUUCCGUGUGUACACAGAUGAAGCGAACAAAUUCGAGAUAUCAAUCCCACAAGAUUGGCAAGUCGGGCAAGCAGAACCUAAUGGAUUCAAGUCAAUCACAGCCUUUUACCCUCAGGAAACUUCAACUUCCAACGUGAGCAUAGCGAUCACUGGACUAGGUCCGGACUUCACCAGGAUGGAAUCUUUUGGAAAGGUCGAAGCUUUCGCUGAAACACUGGUCAGUGGAUUGGAUAGAAGUUGGCAAAAACCAGCAGGAGUGACUGCAAAGCUAAUCGAUAGCAGAUCUUCCAAGGGAUUCUAUUACAUCGAGUACACCUUACAAAACCCUGGAGAAGCUCGCAAGCAUCUGUACUCUGCAAUUGGAAUGGCAACAAACGGUUGGUACAACCGCUUAUACACUGUCACAGGACAGUUUACAGAUGAAGAAUCUGCUGAACAAAGCUCCAAGAUCCAAAAGACAGUCAAGUCUUUCAGAUUCAUCUGAGAAUGUUAUUCAUAUCUAUCAGCGGAACUAUAUUAUUGAAUUGAUCAAGCAAUUUGUUUACUGAACAAUCACUUUUUUCAAUGAAAUUCUGAGAAAAGAGCCAACUCCAUA